AUGGGUCUUAAAGCUAACAGCGACACUGGCAAACACAGAACUUUCAAGCACGCAGGCUACGCUGUCGUUGUCCAUAACGACUCCGAGCGCUCCGUUUGGAUCAGACCACCGUUGAAGAAGGAGAAGGCCUUGGUCGCGCGUGGCAGGCCGCUUCGCAAUGAACCUUCAUCGUCUAAGCAAAAGGCUCCAUUCACACACGUCUUUAAGACGCUUAACACACUGUUCCGUACCGGUUCUUCUGCACCCAACCGUAUCGCAAAAUCUUUCCAAACCGUCGGGAACGCAAUUCGCAGAGCCCUGGGGAAGGUGAAAGCGGCAACCAACGAGUGCUCUAUUCGCUUGGAUGAAACAAGCGAGCAUCGCUCCAAUGCCUGUAUCACGGGAAAUCCGGGUUCUCAACUACAGUUGACCGAUAUCGUGGUCCCAAUUGAGGUCACGUCGACCUCAGUUCCAGCGGAAUCAAAGAUCCUAUCGAACGCAGCUAAAAUCUUCAAUGAGGACCCUCGUCGAAGGUUCUCGUAUGGGGUGACCGUCGAAGACAGAAAUGUAUCCCUGUGGUACUUCUCCAGGUCAUUGACCAUCAGGUCGGAGCCCUUUGACGUACAGCAGCACUCGGAUAUCCUCGCCCAUGUGUUCGUCUCCUUCUUCUGUUCGUCGUACGAGCAGUUGGGGUUCGAUCCGCUCGUAACCCUACUCCACGGUGGAACUGGCUACGUCUAUGAGCUUCCACCCGACGGCGAGCGGACGGUUCCCCUGUUCUACAAAACCCUGGAGGUGAUCUGGGAGCACCGUCCUACUCGCCUCUCUGGGCGUUAUGGACGAGGCUGGAAAGUUGAACAGGUUCACUCGGCCUCCGAUUUUCAGAGAAUCCCAGGAACAUCGACAAUGGCAUUAAAGGACUCUUCUGUCGACGUUUCAAUACCCGUCGAAUCGGAGGUUCAGGAAGCUCUAUUUCGAGACAUUGCAGCAUUUGGACGAGGCAUUAACUGGAAGUCGCAUCCUCUUUCGAAGGAUUCCAGAGUAGAUUCAGACUUGAUGGAGCUCGAGGAGGUGUUACGGGGCGACAACUUUGAGCAUGCGAUUGGAGGAGAACCUUUCGCGGGCGUUUGGCAGAGGGGCAUUCUUCCAGCAGUACAUCCAUUCGUCGUAUGCCUCGAUGCGGUUUUUUCAUUCUACACCACCAUCUUGGACAGAAUGCUGACCUUCUCAAAUUCCUUCCGCCCUCGCUGCUUCAGUCGUCCUUUCUAG
This is a messenger RNA of Coprinopsis cinerea okayama7#130, 1248 nucleotides long. RefSeq lists its product as hypothetical. The coding region runs from base 1 to 1248 and encodes 415 amino acids. Lineage: Eukaryota; Fungi; Basidiomycota; Agaricomycetes; Agaricales; Psathyrellaceae. The transcript is spliced from 6 exons. The record is from RefSeq and is a predicted model, not a curated record.